AUGGUCGACCAAGGUCUUGUUUAUGAACCUGUGUUUUCAUUUUGGCUUAAUCGAAAUACUAAAGAUAAUGAAGGAGGUGAAUUUGUAUUUGGUGGUGUUGACACUAAUCAUUUCAGAGUUGUACACACUUAUGUCCCUGUCACUCAAAAAGGCUACUGGCAGGAUUUUGCACCAAUGGUUGUGCAGCAAUUGUCGGUUCUGGAACCUCUUUAUUGGUUGGUCCAACGGAGAGGAAAUCCACAGCAGCUCAUCAUCCUCUUCGUUUCUCAAGGUCUGCAACAAUGGAGACGUUUUUUGUUCAUAUCCGAAUCCGUUAACGAAGGCCACCCAGACAAGCUCUGCGACCAGAUCUCCGACGCCGUCCUUGACGCCUGCCUAGCACAGGACCCUGACAGCAAGGUUGCUUGUGAAACUUGCACCAAAACGAACAUGGUAAUGGUUUUUGGUGAAAUUACAACCAAAGCUAACAUCGAUUACGAGAAAAUCGUCCGUGAUACUUAUCGCGAGAUCGGAUUUGUUUCCGAUGAUGUGGGUUUAGACGCCGACAACUGCAAAGUACUCGUCAAUAUUGAGCAACAAAGCCCCGAUAUCGCCCAGGGUGUCCAUGGUCACUUAACAAAGAAGCCGGAAGAAAUCGGCGCCGGUGACCAAGGUCAUAUGUUUGGUUACGCCACCGACGAGACCCCUGAGCUCAUGCCGCACAGCCAUGUUCUUGCGACCAAACUUGGAGCCCGAUUAACCGAAGUUCGGAAAAACGGGACCUGCACCUGGCUCCGCCCCGACGGGAAAACCCAGGUCACCGUCGAGUAUUUCAACGACAAAGGAGCCAUGGUUCCGAUACGCGUCCACACCAUUCUGAUAUCGACGCAGCAUGAUGAAACAGUCACCAACGAUGAGAUUGCCGCUGAUCUGGAAGAGCAUGUGAUCAAACCGGUGGUUCCGACGAAUUACCUCGACGAGAAGACAAUCUACCAUUUGAACCCGUCUGGACGUUUUGUAAUCGGUGGACCUCACGGUGACGCUGGUCUCACCGGUCGGAAAAUCAUCGUUGACACCUACGGUGGUUGGGGUGCUCAUGGCGGUGGUGCUUUCUCCGGGGAAGGACCCAACCAAGGUGGACCGCAGCGGUGCUUACAUUGUCAGGUAAGCUGCCAAGAGCAUUGUGGCUUGUGGGGUCGCAAGAAGGGCCAUUGUUCAAGUCUCGUAUGCUAUUGGUAUCCCUGAGCCAUUGUCGGUUUUUGUGGACACAUAUUGGACAGGGAAGAUUCAUGACAAAGAGAUUUUGGAGAUUGUGAAAGAAAACUUUGAUUUCAGGCCAGGAAUGAUCUCGAUUGACCUUGAUUUAAAAAGAGGUGGCAAUGGGAGGUUCUUGAAGACCGCUGCUUAUGGAC
Lactuca virosa is the source of this 1391-nucleotide messenger RNA. The record is from the annotation of a GenBank genome assembly. Lineage: Eukaryota; Viridiplantae; Streptophyta; Magnoliopsida; Asterales; Asteraceae.